Messenger RNA from Carya illinoinensis, 671 nucleotides. RefSeq lists its product as uncharacterized. NCBI's taxonomy places the organism in Eukaryota, Viridiplantae, Streptophyta, Magnoliopsida, Fagales, Juglandaceae. Bases 161 to 370 code for a protein of 69 amino acids. The record is from RefSeq and is a predicted model, not a curated record. The transcript has 2 exons.
GGCCAGCAUUUGGACCACUAAAAGCCCAAACGUAGCCUAAGGUCCGAUGCUCACCAUUACUACUACACGCAGUUUUCUCCAUCGAACGACAAUCAGUGUACGUACGUCUCCAUCUUCGUUGAGCGUUUCGCCUCCAUCACCGAUUCACUGUUAGCGAGAAAUGAAGAAAGGAAUGCAUCCUCAGUUGCAAUGGAUAUCCUAUGUAACACAGAGCGGUAGAUUGAUGCACGUUAUGAUGACCAAAAUACACCAUGUUGGUAAAGUCUACCACUUUAGGGCAAAACGCCAAAUGGCCGAAAGUAUUGGGCAGGUUGCCAAAUUUAAGCGCCGUUAUGAAGAAAAGGGGAAUGCUGAAGACAAUGAAAAUUGAUUUUCUUUUUGGGAUGCAGCAGUAUUAUUCUAGUUAUAUUUAUCGUGUAGUAGUCAUUGGAAUAAACAUGAAUUUGAUGGACACUCUGGAGCACAUACGAGUUGAUAUGUCGUGGGUAGUUGGAAGUGAUUUCGAGUAACUCUUUGUUUUUCAGAGUUUGAACCCUCCUCCAGUUUAAGAUAUUAUUAAGCCUGAUGGCCGUUGUUUACUCCUGCUUGAACAAUUUGUGAUCGCUCAAACUGCGAGGUUGGAUUUGGAUUGAAUGACUUGCGAAAUCUGAAUGAGUUAAGGUUUUACUUUA